CUCCGUCUAGUGCAAGGGCAUCACCUCUCUCUCUCUCUCUCUCAAGGAGCAAACCCUCUGUAGCCCAACGCAUGCUUACCCUGCCUUAGGAAGAGUGUUCACAGAGUGUGUGUUCUUCUGAAUCCAGCCUUUGGCUCUGUGUGAGGUAGGUCCUUCCCUUCCUUCGUUACUGCCUCUCUCCUACCAGUGCUGCUCGUUUUGCCGCCUCGGCCUUGCCCUUGCCUUUUACCCCUCCGCCUCUCGCGCCGCUGGUUCGUCUCUUCUGUCUCUGAAGUUCGGUGAUUGCCCUCCUCCCCUCGUUUCUAGUGUCCGUCGCUGCACUCCCGUCUCAAGGUGUUGUAUUGCUGGUGAUUUGAAGGUGUUGACGGGGAUGGUCGCCUAACCCGGGCGUCUGAACAUCCUUGUCCCGUAGGCCCCAAGCAAUCAAGAUGAAGGAAGCGAAGGGCAAGAAAGGAGUCGGUGCGGUCGCGAAGAGGGACGUGAAGGAGAAGGUGACGAAGGUGCAGGAUAAGGACAUCAAGAAGAGGAAAGGGCCCGUGAAGGAGCCGAAGGGUAGGAAGGCGAAGUCGGCCAAGAAAGCGAAGGACCCGAAUGCCCCGAAGCGACCGGCGACGGCUUUCUUCAUUUUCUUGAACGAGUUCAGGGAAGUGUUCAAGAAGGAGAACCCGAACGUGAAGGGUGUGGCAGCAGUGGGAAAGGCGGGUGGAGAGAAAUGGAAGUCGAUGUCGGAAGCGGAGAAGCAGCCUUACAUGCAGAAAGCGGUGCAGAAGAAGUCGGAGUAUGACAAGACGCUAUCUGCGUACAACAAGAAGCAGGAUGACGACGAGGAGGAUGAGGAGGUGGAGGCUGAGGAGUCCGACAAGUCGAAGUCAGAGAUCAACGACGACGAGGAAGACGAGGAGGAGGACGAGGACCUGGAGGAUUGAGUGAUUGGGGGCAGGCGUUGGUAGUAAAGAAUUAUGGCUGUCGUUGAAGAGGAGGAGGAGGAGGAUCGCAGGCGUGUGGCUAAGGGCUGUCGAAACAAGCUGGUGGAGGUGUCUGUCAGUGAUACGUAGGGUUUGAAUGGGAGGUAGAUGGGUUGGAGGUGGCUGGUUUUGGGAUGGGGAUGGAGGAAGGGUGGGAAGUAGGAUUUGUGGGAGAUUUAUUUUGCUGGCAGACUGGUUUUUGUAAAUGUGAGGGAGAGCUUGUGGGUGUUUUAGCAGCGGGUGGUCAGUUGUGAGGGGCGGUGGUUGAAUAGGGGGAGGGGAGGGAUUGGUGUGGGUUGUCGAGGUGAGGGGCAGGAAAAGAGUGGUAGCAGGAAUGCGCAUGCGCAGGUGUGGGAUGUUCACCUGAAUGUUGAUUACAAGCUCUCGUUCGUUAUGUAAAAUUCUGAACAUGAUCAUUUGUAGGA
Molecule: messenger RNA, 1390 nt
Organism: Physcomitrium patens
Lineage: Eukaryota; Viridiplantae; Streptophyta; Bryopsida; Funariales; Funariaceae
Product: non-histone chromosomal protein 6
Source: RefSeq, a predicted model, not a curated record